AUGCAAUGGCGGCGGGCCCGGAGCACGGGCACGAGCAUGGUCAAGGCACAAUCUGCACGCAGGCAAAAAAGCGUCCCUGAACCUCCACAUUACUACCCUUCUCCGCGCCCUGGUGCAGGGAGGGCAGGCAUGGCAACAUCUCCCUGUACCACCUUUACCUUGGCACCGACUCGUGCAAUACCAAGCACCCUGGCAUCUGGGCGGCAUCUGGCAGAUGCGACGGGGCCAGUCAAGAACACCAAUGUGCCGACUCUGGAGGUAAAGCUCCUCCCUGCAGGUCCAUCACUUGCCGUUGGGAGGAAGCCCCAAAAGGUGGUGCAACCAUCUCCGCCGCCCGAUCCGACCCGACCCUUAUUUAACAAGGUCUGCCAUCUGCCGCGCCUGCUGUAG
Molecule: messenger RNA, 390 nt
Organism: Purpureocillium takamizusanense
Lineage: Eukaryota; Fungi; Ascomycota; Sordariomycetes; Hypocreales; Ophiocordycipitaceae
Exons: 1
Coding region: 1-390 (129 amino acids)
Source: RefSeq, a predicted model, not a curated record